Ogataea philodendri is the source of this 1023-nucleotide messenger RNA. RefSeq lists its product as uncharacterized. The transcript has 2 exons. Lineage: Eukaryota; Fungi; Ascomycota; Pichiomycetes; Pichiales; Pichiaceae. The record is from RefSeq and is a predicted model, not a curated record. Bases 1 to 1023 code for a protein of 340 amino acids.
AUGAAAACGUUCUUCUUGGAGUUCAUACCAUCCAUUUCUGUGAGCAAUUGGUUGACAACUCUGUCAGAAGCUCCACCGGCAUCUCCCAUACUACCUCCUCUUGCCUUGGCAAUAGAAUCCAGUUCGUCCAAGAACACAACUGUAGGAGCAGCAGCUCUAGCCUUGUCGAAGAUGUCUCUGAUAUUAGACUCAGACUCACCGUACCACAUACUCAACAGUUCAGGUCCCUUAACAGAGAUGAAGUUGGCAGACACCUCGGUAGCAACUGCUUUAGCCAAAAGAGUCUUACCAGUACCUGGUGGACCAAAGAAUAAAACACCCUUCGAUGGGGAAAGACCAAACUUGGUUUUCACGCAAUGCAGAUGGGUUAGAGUUACCAAGGGCAAAUCUGAAGUUGUCCAUGGUGACUCCCAAGGAGUCAAGAACCUCUGCAUCAAUGUUCUCCUCUUCGAGGUCAAUCAAGUCCAUCUUCUCUCUAAUUUGCUGCAUAGCAGCCUCGGAACAAAGCGACGCGAUAUCAGCACCAACGUAACCAUGGGUCUCAGAGGCAAUGGUCUCCAAAUCGACAUCGUCAGCAAGCUUCAUGUUCUUGGUAUGAAUCCUCAACACCUCGAGUCUUCCAGUGGCAUCUGGAAUACCAAUAUCGACUUCUCUGUCAAAUCUACCGAAUCUUCUCAAAGCAGGAUCAAUGGAGUUUGGUCUGUUGGUGGCGGCAAUAACGACAACGUUAGAUCUGGCCUUCAUACCAUCCAUCAAUGUCAAAAGCUGAGAAACAACUCUUCUUUCAACCUCACCGUUGGUCUUGUCUCUCUUUGGAGCGAUAGAGUCGAUUUCAUCAAUGAAAAUGAUAGCUGGAGAGUUCUUCUCAGCUUCCUCGAAAGCUUUUCUCAGAUUACUUUCAGAUUCACCGGCCAUCUUGGACAUAAUUUCUGGACCGUUGAUCAAGAAGAAGAAAGCACCAGUCUCGUUGGCGACGGCUCUGGCCAUCAAGGUCUUACCGGUACCCGGAGGACCAUACAUUAA